This is a messenger RNA of Labeo rohita (rohu), 1857 nucleotides long. It is a transcript of the gene ecm1b, whose product is annotated as extracellular matrix protein 1b. The coding region runs from base 149 to 1630 and encodes 493 amino acids. Gene Ontology annotation, cellular component: extracellular region. Gene Ontology annotation, biological process: regulation of bone mineralization; signal transduction. The record is from RefSeq and is a predicted model, not a curated record. The transcript is spliced from 11 exons. NCBI's taxonomy places the organism in Eukaryota, Metazoa, Chordata, Actinopteri, Cypriniformes, Cyprinidae.
CAUGAUCUCCUCCUGAACUGGCUCAUGUACAGGAGGGUUUGUCUUUAAAAGCUGAAGAGCAGAACGGUGAACACACGGUCAGCGGCUCCGCGUCUGAUACACUUCAACUUCACCCGAAAAGUGUUUGACUGAGGGCACAUCACCAACCAUGAGUUCUUCACGAGCCUUGGGACUUUAUUUGACGCUUUUACUCGCUCUUCUGUGCUAUGCAUCGGAAGAUUUUCCCAUCCAAAGGGAAGUUACUGACGAAGUGGUUGAUCAUGAAGACUUUCCACUUACCCGUGAAGUGCUGGACUCUUUGAUGUUGCAGAGACCAAUCAUCCCUAACGUUGCCAAACUGUUUGCUAAUGCAGAUUUUUCAAGAAGGACCCCAAGUGAAAACUCAAACUUUCACCCUGAGAGUGAACAAUUAGGUCGCCCAGUUAUUAAGCCUCGCUCCAUGAGACCCGUGACGGAACCAGAGGUUGAUUUUCCCCCAGCCUUCCCAACUGCAAGCAACCUGCAAGAUAUCUUGCGGUUUAGCAAAGCCCCGGUCCGGUACCCUAAGGACAUGUUUCCUGAGAGUGGCUUUGGCCGUCAGGUUCGACAGGCUGAUGCUGUCAAUCAACUCCAGUCCUGGUACAGUGUCUGCUCUGCCGUUGGAACACAGGAAGAGCAAAUCUGUUGUGCUCAACAAGCGUGGAAGAAGAGUCUGUCUGCCUACUGUGAGGGGGAAUUCAGUAUUAAGACCAGUCACUACUUCUGCUGCCAUAAGACUGGGAGAGCCAGAUGGAACUGUUUUGAUAAGGAGGCUUCAGAUUCUUCAUAUCAAGUCUCCUCUGAGGUCUCAAAUGGCAGCACUCCACAAAAGAUUCAAGGCUUCAAAUAUAACUCAAGCGCUUGCAAAGGGUCAUCGGUGGCUUCUCCAAAAACUUCUCCACUUAUGAAGCAGACCGAAGUUCUGUCCAUCAGUUUUCCACCAGGCCGUCCCGAUUCCUCCAACAUAGCAAACAUCUGCGCUCAUCAUAAGAUCCGACCACGAUACAUGCCCAAGUGUCUUCCUCGCACUGGCUAUGGCUGGCUGGUCCGUCAAUCGAAGGCCAUCAAUGUCCUGGAGAGAGAAUAUAACCAGUGUUGUAAGGACAAAAAGAGUCAACAACGCUGUGCUGAAAAGAAGUGGAAGAAAAUUGUUGAUAAGUUUUGCAAAGAUGAGAAGAAAUCCAAAGGACAGCAGUUUGAGUGUUGUGGGAAGAAGAAGGGAGAAGAGCAGUACUCCUGUUUUGCAGCUUCUGCUCCAGAUCCACAAUAUAGAUCCACUGGUGGAGCACUCAGCACUACUGCUGCUCCUCCAACCCUCGAUACAUUAUGCGAGACACAUACAGCUCUGCAGAGCAUGAAGGGUUUCCCAUUUUCUAUGGAUCAAAUGGUUGAACGGUGCUGCCCUCUAGUGUUACAAGAGAGACCUGAAUGUAUAAAGGCUGAGCUUGACAGGCACCUGAAUGAUAUGUGUAAAGCAAAGGAGCUGGUGAAGCCUCAUUGUUGUGCACCCAAAAUCAAAAACCGUGUCAAAUGUGCCACAAAACUGCUCCUGCGCUAUAUUGGCAAAGCAGAUAAAGACAGAAGGAAGAAUACCUGCCCGCAGCUUCUGUAGGUCUAAGCCAGACCGAGUCCCUGAUAAUGUGUAUCAUUUUUUACAGAGCACAGACAUUUCAAUAUAUGCACACUUGAGUUGAAACAAAUCUGUACCGCUUUUUGUUCUUUUAACAUGCGUAUUAUAUGCACCACUAUUUGUUCAUGUCUUUUAAUAUGCAUAUUGUCUUUCAUGCAGUUUUCUUGCACAAUGUCUUAGUGAUUAUUGUUUUUUUUUUUUUUUUGAAA